UUCACUUCUCAAAGUGUCAUCUGUCUGCCAGACUCAACUGGCGCCAAUUCCAAAUUACAGUCCCAUCCAAAUCUAAAAUGGAGAAAACUGAUCAUUACCGUAGGCGAAAGAUGUGUCUACAGCAAUCACUUGCGCCCACAAUUAGCCAGGUGAAAAAUGAAUUGGGAAACGAUUUGGCAGAAAUGAUCUUUUCAACUUGCCCCAAAUCUGUACAACCGGUAUUAGGUCUUGCGCCCCCCUUGAAAGGUCCGGGUGAUGACUUAUGGACAUCUCCCAGUGAUAUACUGUUGGGGAAGGUGUGUUUAAAACCGCCUCUCACUGGAAAAUGUAUGAAGGCUUUAACUCACCAGGGGAUUUUAGUAAUUGGUCAAGAUAUCGAGAUGAAGUUUUGGAACGAGGCCGAAUUGGAUAAGAAGAAAGAGCUGAGAGAGCAAGAAGAGAUUUUAAAGUUUAUGGCUGAGUUACAACAGAAGAAGGCAGUUGACAAGGCGUUGGAAUUGCAGGAGGAACGGCUGAAGUUUGAAAAAGAUCAGUUAACCAUUCAAUUUUCUCGUCAUUUAGAGCGAGAAUUAGAUCGUUUGCAGAGGACUCUGAAGACAGAACACGAGCAUACGCUUAGGAUUCGGCAGCGAGACCUAAACGAAGAGUGGCAAGAUAAAAUGGAGCGAGCAGUUGCGGAUUCGGUCAAAGAGUUAACUGCAAACUUUUUAAAGGAACUGGAGUUAGAAGGAAACUUAUUGUAUAGAAAGUUCCAAUUAGAAAUAAAAAAGGAAAAGCUCAAGCACCAGUUUGAAUUACACGAUGUACGAAAAGGGUGCCAAGAGUCGUUCGCCCAAUUAAAACACCAGCUGGAGUGCAAAAACAUUGCCAAUAUCAUGUACAUCUUAUGUGCUGAACGGCAAAAGUGCCAAACUGAGCGUAUGGCCAUAGAAGAUAAGUACCAAACGGAAAUAGGAUAUUUACAAAGCGUAAUUACAAACCAAGACGAAGCGUAUACUGAAUUGAUGAAGGAUAGAGAAAAAAAAGCUGACCAACUGACACAACGAGAAGAGUGUUUAAAGGAAAUUCUGCGCCAGUUUCAGAAAUUCAUCAAUUUUGCCUUGCGUUCUCCUCCAACGCAGGCCGAAUUUUUACUAGAUGUUGAAAAGUUGUCGCUAUUUGCGUUAGAAGGUAAUGUGACAGACAAAGAUGGCUAUAAAGAGUCCGACACUUGGAAAUCGGAUGGUGAACGAAGCGAAAAUUCACCAUCCACAGAAGUAAACGGGGAAUUUACGAGCGAAGCUUGUGAAACAAAUGGAAGUGUGAUACCUCACGAAGAGAAACCCAAACCCGUAGAAUCUUUGCCUACAUUGCAUUACAAUAAACACACAUACAUUAGAGAAGGAUUUGAAGACGUGGCGGCUUGUGAAAUUCAAAAUGGUGAAUGUACAGAAAAUGAAAAGGACGAUGCUGGGCAUGAUACACAACAAUCGCAAGAACAAGAGUCGAUAGCUAGCAUCCAAGAUGAAGUUACAAACUCAACUACAAUGAAAAAAAUACCGAAAAAAUCCAGUAUCCUGUUUAGCGAGCAUAAAGCACACGAAAGUGAAGACCUCAUUUGUCCCGUAUAUGACGAGCUACCUACAGAUAUAUUGGAGGAUGCCACAUUACAAUUAGAGGAACUUUCAAAGGUUACCGUUUAUAAGCAACAAAGUAUGUUUGAAGACGUGCAGAAAACGUGCUGCUCGCGUUGUACCCAAACAUACAUUGAAACUAAUAGAACUGCACUCGCAGAAAAAGUGCAAAAAAGAAUCAGUGAAGCUUUAAGUAGUACCCUGCAAAUACCUUACCGUGAGUCUCUCAUCAAAUAUCGUACGAGUAUUGAAAAGGAUGAGGACGAAAGGAUUGAGAUCUCUAGAUUAAGUUUGGCUCGAGAUUCUUAUUUAAUUAAUAAACAUUCAAUUGCGGUAAAACGAUUAAGUACUCCAAAUAGUGAAUGCAGUCUGCCCCGUGAUGAUGAGACAUCACAAGUUCAAGAAACCAAGCACGCUGAUAAAUCAAAAAUGAGUCCAAAGGUAUCAAAGCUGUCAGUUAGCAAAAAUUCCUUGGAAUUAUUAAGAUCUCAAUCCAUGCUUUCGAGGAGUAAACCAUCAGAGUCCAAUGAAAGCUUUGAAAUUGAAAUCGAAUCCGACCACGAUUUCAGCUUAAAUGAGUCUAAAGCUGUUAAAGUGUCGCACUUUGAAGUGUUGACGCUAUACGACAAACCCAAAAAGCAAGAUGGCAACACGGUAAAAAAUUUAACUGCCACUGACUCGCCUUGGUUGACAUAUGGAUACAAAACAAAAGAUGAACCCCAAGAACAAAGAACCGAAUCAACCAAUAAAAUCAUAGGUGAUAGAGAUUUGGAGGUACACACUCAAGCACCAGAAGAUUUCAUACAGCAUCGAGCAAAAUCGAUGCUUACCAUCUUUAAAAAACAUCCGAGUUUAAUCAGAUUAUUUACUGCAUGUACUAACUGAACUACUUUUUAUAAAAAUU
Molecule: messenger RNA, 2517 nt
Organism: Photinus pyralis (common eastern firefly)
Lineage: Eukaryota; Metazoa; Arthropoda; Insecta; Coleoptera; Lampyridae
Exons: 7
Coding region: 78-2498 (806 amino acids)
Source: RefSeq, a predicted model, not a curated record